CAGAAUGAACAUUGGAGGGUGUUGGUUGCAGUCAGGAGUUCUUCUCUUCCUCCUGUCUUGCUGUCUGUUGUGCGUUCAGUCGCAGAUGCACCACCAACAGCAGCGUAUCAUCGAGGGUGUUCCUCACAUAACCCGCCUUGACAAGAGCAUGGUGCAGGAUAAAGACCACAUCAUGGAGCAUUUAGAUGGCGUGAUAGACAAACCGGAGAAGGAAAUGACACCACAGGAGCUUCAGCUGCACUAUUUCAAGAUGCAUGAUUAUGACGGCAACAAUCUACUGGAUGGCCUGGAGCUCGUCACAGCCAUCACACAUGUACACCAAAGAGGGUGUGAGAAAGGAGAGCACAGCCAGCCAAUGAAAGAAGAGGAAAUCAUGAAUCUCAUCGAUGAUGUUCUGAGGGACGAUGACAAAAACAACGACGGUUACAUUGAUUAUGCUGAGUUUGCCAAGUCACUGGAGUAGAGGGUCGCACUUGUCUGUUUAUUUAUUUGUUUCUCAUCCAUAACACCAGUCGGGAAUCUGUGGAAGUGAGGGACC
Molecule: messenger RNA, 538 nt
Organism: Thalassophryne amazonica
Lineage: Eukaryota; Metazoa; Chordata; Actinopteri; Batrachoidiformes; Batrachoididae
Gene: mcfd2
Product: multiple coagulation factor deficiency 2, ER cargo receptor complex subunit
Exons: 3
Coding region: 5-463 (152 amino acids)
Molecular function (GO): calcium ion binding
Source: RefSeq, a predicted model, not a curated record